Messenger RNA from Pecten maximus, 3330 nucleotides. RefSeq lists its product as uncharacterized. Lineage: Eukaryota; Metazoa; Mollusca; Bivalvia; Pectinida; Pectinidae. The transcript is spliced from 9 exons. The record is from RefSeq and is a predicted model, not a curated record. The coding region runs from base 402 to 2873 and encodes 823 amino acids.
CUAGCGUAGGUAAAUAUGCCCGAGGCAAUUACAGGUGGUGAGUCGCGUCAUUAACGGUUAAUAUUGAAAUAUGCGUAUUUAGUACAAGAUAAUAACAAAACAUAGUGGACGGGAAACUGAGCCUCACGAUUCGUUCAGGAUUAUGUUUGGAAUGUUACAUUCAUGGACAAAUUCAAAUGUGCAUCACUUCAUCAGCAAUCUGAGAUUUGACGGGGCUGAUGUAGAGGUGCCGUGACAGAAAACAGAGGUAUGACGAGAGAUUUGUUUAACAUUGGUAAUUAAUCACCCACAGAAUUUUAUACCAACCGUAUGCAUGGAGUGUCGAUGGCAACAUGGCUUUUUGAACAUAUAUCACCUAGAAGAUCUGCUUACUUCUAUCAGAGAACAUACGACCACAAAGAAUGACAUCCGAUGUCGUUCCUAUCCUCGUCUCCAUGUUUAUUGUCACGUGCAUGGCAUCUCAAGUGUUUGAUUGGCUAAAACCGGAUAUAUUUGAUGAGUUGGACGACAAAAUGGUAGCCGUCCACGAGGACAACUGUCGGUCCAAAGCCAAAUCCGAUAUGUUGUUUCCAACAGAUACAAUUUCUCAAAUCCCGAAAUUCAAUAAAUUAAAGCAUCGUAUUUUCUACAAGAAUCGAACAAGUUUACUUCAUCUACAUAACAUGGCCUUAAACAGAGCCUUCUUCUUCAGUUAUAUUCUACAAAAGAUUAACACCUCUGAAUCCUUCCAUAUCCAACCUAACAUUCAUUAUCUUUACAUGUCGGUUACUGCUGACAUCAAUGCAAAUCCUUCCGGUAUAAACGGAAGUGCCUUAUACUUCGAUCAAAACUGUUACUAUCCCAACUGGUUCACAGAACGUGAUUUUAACGAGACUAUCCCAUUAUUUGGUCCUCGGGCCUGGCGCUGGGACGAUACGGAGGAUCAGGACAACUUUCUCCGGGAGCCAACACGAAAAGUUGCAUUUGUGGACGACGUCGGCACGGGACACAGCAAAAACUACACAAGUGAUUCGUUCAAGAUGAACCCAUGGUAUAAAUUUUGGCUUCCGGAUAGCGAUCCCUCAUUAGAUUCUGCACAAAAGUUUACUUACGGGACCGGCAUUAAGUACUCAAAUGAGACCGGGAAAUUUACACACAAUGAAUUUGAGCUCUUUAAUUUCUUCGGUCCAAAUUCUCCUGGACAGGAGGUGGAAGACGACACCCUACUUCCGGUUCGGUUCACGCGCCCUUACUUCGACUGUAACAGGUCUAAUAAGUGGGUAGCGAGUGCAGUAUCUCCUAUUGUAGACUACAUGCCAAGAUACCUCAACUGGACGCACAUGCGCCGACCAAGGUUUGUCGGAGUGAUCGUGAUGGACAUUGAUUUCAAGGAGAUAGAUUUCAACCCAUGCGCUGUCGGUAUGGGUAACCCUGGGCCCAGCUACCUGGCCGGGAUAGCUAAGUGUAGGGACACAACCAGGUGUAAACACAGGUCCGGACAGGGGUUCCGGCGGGACAGUUACACCUGUUCCUGUAGGUCUGGGUUUUACCUACCUCUCUCCUUCGAGCGGAACUACAAAGGGUAUAACGUGGAACAAGCUACCUAUGACGAAUACAUGGCCGGCUUCAAGUGCAUUCGUACCCAGUACCUUCGGGUGUUACCGGUUAUAGGCCAGUCUCGACGCCUAGUGUCAGAAGUUGCCUUAAUCAGCAGUUCAAACACAUCUUCUGAAGGUCGUACAGAAAAACAGAUAGACAGCAGGAAGAAACGAUCUGUCAUUUUACAGUUUAAGCAAUCAGCUUAUGAUAAAAUGAUGAGGAUAUUUCGGCAUAUAAAGAUGGUUUCAUCAGCAAACUGCAAGACUCUCUCGGAUAAUACUUUACAUCUUUCUGGAGAUGUCGCUUAUGGGGUAGAUACCCAAUUUGAAUCUCAGGGACGCACUGCAUUGCGUUUGUCACAUUUUCUCAGUAAUUUUCACCAAAAUAUAAACCCAUAUGAACGAUUCGGAUGGAUUCGAGGCGGAGGACGAUUACACCAGGAACAUAUUUUUGGCGAAGUCAUCGCAAACGUGAUGGCUGACCAUAAGAUUUUGUCGUGUGGUGUGUAUUAUGAACCCUACGUUUUUGAAAACAUAGACGGUUCGAAGAGGAAAUUUUUCGGACCAUUUGCCUAUCAAAAGAAGGGGGUGACAUACGCAAUCGACACCGCUGGUUUGAAUAUGCCAUAUGUGUACGAGCAAUGGUACAGGCGCGCACGCGAACGCUGGAGCACAAAUAUGGAGUCACUUAAAUCCUACAAGAUGAGGCCAAUGGUAAGAACGGAUGCGCAAGGAAACGGUUCAGUUAAAUUUGAAUAUUUUCCUGUUACAUACCAAGCGUCUGAUUACGCAGGCGGAAUCUGGAUCGGACCUACGUUUAAAUGCGAUGGAAACAUUGAUGCCUGGGUCCUAACAUACAUAUCACCAUUCUUUAGAAUGGAACGAUCAUUCCAAAUGCUGCGGUUUGCUGGAGUUGUGACUAUUGAUGUUCCGUUACAUCUCCUGGAAAUAAACCAAUGUCCACAGCCGUUUUAUGUCGCCAACGCCUUCAAGAACACGGCCAAGUGUCAUGUCCCGUCUACCAAGUGUCGGCCGUUCAUUGGCUACGGUAUGACAAGAGGAGCAUAUCGCUGUGACUGUCGGCGUGGGUUCGAAUAUCCAUUUAGGGACCAGAAGAGAUGGUUCGAGGGGUAUUUAAUGGACCGGGAGUAUGAGAAAAAACAACAGGGAAUGUUUAGUCGGUUUGACAGUCUCACUUGCCGUGUCUCCUCUGGCCAGUCUUUGAUUCCGGAUCCAUUCUUGCUCGUCCUCACUUUCUAUGCCAUCAACUUUCUCAUCGCCUGGAAAAAUGUUUAGGAAGUGAACUCUGAAAAAUUCUAGUUUAUUGUUUUUCUACUCAUCAGCAAUAUACUACUACGACGUCGUGAUACAUGUAUAUAACGCCCCGUGUCUAUGGAGCUACGCUUCAUGUUGCAUCGUGUAGGCUUCCUAUCGUCCCGUGUCUAUGGAGCUACGCUUCAUGUUACAUCGUGUAGGCUUCCUAUCGUCCCGUGUCUAUGGAGCUACGCUUCAUGUUACAUCGUGUAUGCUUCCUGUCAUCCAGUGUCUAUGGAGCUACGCUUCAUGUUACAUCGUGUAUGCUUCCUAUCGUCCAGUGUCUAUGGAGCUACGCUUCAUGUUACAUCGUGUAGGCUUCCUAUCAUCCAGUGUCUAUAUACAACUAUGUCCUAUUUAUUUUACAUACACGUGAUGUACUUUUAUUGAUUUGUUUUUCAAAGGAAAACAAUAAAUGUGUUUACUGCCGUAACAAAAA